AUGCUAAUGAAUACUGUGACAGAGAAAGAAGCUUCCAGAGUGAAAGUGGAGGAGGAAGGAGUUUUCGGAGUGAAGCUGGUGGGGAAGAUUACUGGCACGUUGGAAGAGGAGGAAGAGGAGACGGGAGGUCUGAGUAACACCACAGGAGAGCGACCAGACUCUCACUCUGGCAGCGAGUGGCAGCGAGAGUCCUUCAGGGGAACCAGGCCCAGAGACGUCCAAAUCGGCGAGACAACACCACUGCUCCCAGUGUGGAAAGAGUUUUAUCCGAUCACAACAACUGAAAUCACACAAGCGAACACACACAGGAGAAAAGCCUUACCAGUGCUCCCAGUGUGGGAAGAGUUUUAUCCGAUCACAACACCUGAAAUCACACAGCGAACACACACAGGAGAAAAGCCUUACAAGUGUUCCCAGUGUGGGAAGUGUUUUACUCG
This is a messenger RNA of Oncorhynchus tshawytscha (Chinook salmon), 437 nucleotides long. RefSeq names its product oocyte zinc finger protein XlCOF19-like. The annotation marks the transcript as partial. The transcript has 3 exons. The record is from RefSeq and is a predicted model, not a curated record. Lineage: Eukaryota; Metazoa; Chordata; Actinopteri; Salmoniformes; Salmonidae.